CCGGGGGUGUAGGAUCUUAGGAUCCAGUAGGUCGGAAGACACCGCAUGGCCUUGCGGCUCACCGGUGGCCACGGUGGAGGCGCUUGAGGGGAAAUGGACCUCCGCACACAAGAAGUGCUGGCUGCUUGGGUCGUCGCUGUGGUGGUGGGCUGCUUACACUAUGCCGAGGUCUCAGGCUACAACUGCGUUUACCAGGGGCUCUCGAUGGCCGAGCAGAAGGAGGCGUUCUUGAAAACAGAGAAUGCCUUCUACUUCUCUUACUACGAUGACUUCGUGGAGGCACCUACGCUUGGAGAGGCCAUUUGGCGCAUGUUGAGAGAUGAUCGCAGCGAAGCACCUGAUGUGAUCAAUGCGGUGCACCGCUUCAACAUCUACCAGGAGGUCAUUUGUGGAUUUCUCUUCAGGUGUACUCCAUAUUGGAUCCUCGGAGGUCUUGAUUCCUGGUUCUUUUUUCGAGGCUGCAGCUACGUCCUUCAAGGUUUGGGCCACGUGGCGUUGCUCCGCUUGGCUGCAGCAGUUGGGGGGGAUGGCCUGCUUGGUGGCGUGCUGCCAGGUAUUGCACUGGCGCUCUUGUCCUUUCUGCAUCGCCUGGAUUUUAGCCGCAUCCAUGAUGUUGGUAUGCUGGAGCUGCGUGAGAAUUGGGCCAUGCCCGUCAUUUUCGCACAGGUUUGGGCCAUGACAAAGCUUUUCAUGAUCCAUCCAGCUCUUUGCGGAAAAGACUCCUGGGAAUUCAUCAGCUGGCGCUGGGCAUUCCGACUGCUCACUGUACUUUGCAUAUUGGUUUGGCAAUUCUCAGCCUUCGCUUUUCUCCUCCAAGUGUCAGCGGCCUUCCUUUGUACCUUGCUUGCCUGCCACAAUAGUGCUCGCUCUGCCAUGAUGGAGCUCCUCAAUUCACAUUUGGUUGCAGUCGCGAUGGCAGCAGCACUCCUCUUCGGGAAUGAGCUCUUGGUACAGCAUCUUCUAGUCACACAGUGUAUUGCGAUCAAGGUGGUGCUCUCCGUUCGGAAGGCCCCCAGCUGGCGACUCCUGUUUUGGCUUGAUGGGGCCCUGGCGGUGGUUCUGUUCCUCGUUCUGCGAGUGCUACAAAUGCCCUUCGCAACUGCUGACGAACACGUUUGGGAGUUGUACGCGAAUAAAAUGCGGACCCUCUUCCCAUCUUACCUUGGGACCGUCCACAAGGAGCCCACCUUCAACACCAGGCUGUACAACGCAGUCAGCGUGUUCGAUUUUAUUAGCUGGAAGAACAUUGAAGUUGGCUUCCAGACGAAGGUCUAUCAGAUUGCUGCCGUAGCUGUUGCUCUUCAGAUAGGUGCUUUCCUCCUCCAGAUCCUGUCCCAUGCUGGGAAAAGCAGCAUCUCUCACGAGAGCUAUGCCCAUGUCUUUGGCUCCACAGUCCUCCUCGUGCAGACAGGGCUCUUCUUGGUCUUGGGCUGCUUCAUCAGCCGCCUGAAAUGCAUCGGUGUGCCCUUUUUGUUGCUCUUUGUGGCCGUGGCUGUUACCCCAAAACCACUGGCGAUGCUACUGGGCCAACUCUCGCGCUGGAGGCUCCUGAGGAUGCUGGCCUUAGCUGCGGUGGCUGCAGCGCAGCUUGGCUAUGUUGCCUUUCUGAGCUCCAAGAUGCCGUUCAUUGAGCAACGAUACACAAGCAUUCAUGCUGAUAAAGGGUGGCCGGACGGAGAUCGUGGGGAGUUCUUCAAUUGGAUGUCGCUGAACAUUCCUGAGAAGGAGAUAGUGCUGGCAGCCAUGCCAUUGAGUGCUGAACUGCGCAGGGCUACUCCCUCUUUGCGCAUUGCUAUCCAUCCUCAGUUUGAGGCACAGCACCUUCGUGACCGAGUUCAAGAGCUCUAUCAGUUCUACCAGUGCACCUCACCAGCCAGCUUUGCAAAGACCAUGAAGAAGUUCCAGUCUCGCUUUUUGAUUCUGGAGUUCAAGCGAUGCAGUUUUGGUCCCUUCCUUCUCGACAGGUACCCAGAGGUCAACUGCAAGGAAGGUGAGCACCCGUGGCAUUACCUUUUCUGCCCACGGGCUUUGGCUUCACCGCUCUUUGAGCUUCUUUGGGCGAAUGCCGAGUUUGCUGUGCUUCGUUUGAGGCAUGACGAGGAGGUGCCCCAGACAGCCAAAUCUGGGAACGUGGAGGACCUCAAGACCUGGGAGCCCAUGCUGCAGCGAUGCCAAGAAGAGGAGCGUCGUGAGUGCUCCGCGCGGGUGGCUGAUUUGGCACUGGCUUUCCGGAAGAUGGGGCAGUCCCAGGUCAGCAAGAUGCUCCUCCGCUGGGCUGAAACGCACGGAGAUGAGGAUGGUGCUUUCCAGUAUAUCAUGGGGCAUCACUUGGACUACGAUUUACAGCAAAGCGAAAAAGCUGGGGCCUACUACCGAAAGGCCGUGGAGCUUGAGCCCAACAAUCCGGUCUUUGUGAAGGAGUAUUUGAUGUGGCUGGAAAUUGUUGCCAAGGAUCAGCGCAGCUUGGUCCGACUGCUGGGCCCACGGCGGACGGCCACUGGAGCCAAGCUGGCUUUGACGGACUUGGGGGAUGCAGCCUUGGCCUGUGAGGCCUCGGUGACGGCCAAAGAGCUCUUCCGAGACCCUGACUGGUCGCAGGAGCUUUGGGAGUAUGCAUUGGAGAAUGGGAAGUGCAACCAAUGUGUGGACAACAACUGGGCUUUGUACUCACCCAACGAGAAGUCCAUGCGCCAAGAUGUGGGAGACUGGCAGCUAUUCCUGAACGUCUUCUGGCAUCGCUCCAUGCGGAGCUCCAUGCUCUCCAUCGCAGGUAAUGCCGGAAGGCAUGGCCAUCAAAAGCGACGCAGUGCAGCUCUGAAGCGCUACAAGAGGAUGCAUUCGUUGAAGACCGGAGGCGCCGGAGGAGUGGAUUAAAAGGAGAAAAAUCGCGUGACAGAGCUUGGUGAUGUGUGAUAAUCCCACCGCCUUCCUGAGCAAGUGUAGCGACAUGUAUAUAGAUAUUUAUAAAUAUAUAUAUAUAUAUCAUCAUUUUGUAGCCUUUGCCUGCAGGACGCUUGUAUGAGGUGAGGGGGCUAGAAGAGGAACAACCGUUGUGCGGGUGUUCAUUCCUAUCACAGACCGAUGUUGAAUCCUUAAAGAUCUUGGUCAGUUGCUUCUUGUGUUCCCAGCUUUUGCGCACAAUAAACUUUCUAGCAACACGUUUGAGAAGA
This is a messenger RNA of Durusdinium trenchii, 3170 nucleotides long. NCBI's taxonomy places the organism in Eukaryota, Dinophyceae, Suessiales, Symbiodiniaceae. The record is from the annotation of a GenBank genome assembly.